UACACGUAAAUGAUGCAUACAGUAUAAGUAUGUAUUCAGCAUUUCCAUGGAACUGUCUCUCAUUUCACCUUUGCUGACCUAAUGAGCAGAGCGCUGAUAUGGGCACUUUAGGCUUUGCCCCAUGCCUUUUGGACACCUCAUUGCACCUAAAAGUCAGCCCAUGAGUGUAGCCGAUGGAGAUCCAGAUGCCAGCUAAUUGCAGGUGCCCAUUAUUCUAACCCAUUUGCUAAAUUGUGGAGCCUGGCUCUGUGUUUUCAGAGGUUUUUGCGUUACUUGGAAGGUACUAUGAAUAUGUUCUGCCCCUAAAGCUGAACGAAUGUGCUGUAUUCGCAACUGACUCCCACCGAAACUGCAUAAACACACCGUUUCAACCAAUGUCUUCUGUAAUGUGCUAAGCAGUAUCGUUGCUUAGUGUUUAGAUUGCAUAUCUUCCGAGACUUUAAGUAAAGGUGUCAAAAUAAAUGGCAUUGCUUAAUCUUAAUCUGGUCAUAAUAAUUUGCCAAGGUGUGUUUUAAAUAAGACAAGGGACAUUAACCAUGGUUUAACUAUUAACAAAUUAAACUGUGACUGUUUCACUCUUGAUAAAGUUCUAUUUUCAUACAUUGACAUGUUUAUUUCUAUAGUUAAUAUAUAUUUCUAUUAGUUGUCUGAGACACCCAUAAGGACGUUACAUGAUACAAGUGAGAAAAUCACUUUAAUUCCUUCCUUGUAGAUGACCUGUGACCAGCUCAGUGGGGGGUGCCUGGAAAACCAGGAGUUUAACACAAAGACCCGAUGACUGUGUGUGAAAUGCCUCAUGGACUUGGUUUAGCCCUUUAAGAAAUACUUUUGGUGUGGUGUGAGUUAUGAAGCGCGUGGGCCGGGCUGGAUGGGAAGGGGCAAAUGCUUUUGACAGGAGGGUCUGGGGCUGUUGGCAGGAGCAGCUGUUCCUAUAGUGUAUUGCAGUGUGACAUCACUCAGAGAAGAGGAUCCGCCAUCCCCGGGCUGCCGACCACCGUCCUGCUGUCCGCAGUUGGCCUUCCCCAUCGCACCUUGUACCCGUGACCCCCGAAACUGCGGCUUCGCCAUGGCGGAUCAGUACCACACCAACGAAGAGAAGAUCCUGCGGGACAGCCACACCAAAGAGAUUGACCUGAUCAACCGGGACCCCAAGCUGAUCAACGAGGAUGUGGUGAAGGUGGAUUUUGAGGAUGUGAUCGCAGAGCCAGAUGGGACCCACAGCCUGGACGGCGUUUGGAAGGCCAGCUACACGACCUUCACCGUCUCCAAGUACUGGUGCUACCGCCUGCUCACGGCCAUCUUCGGCAUCCCCGUCUCGCUGCUGUGGGGCUUCCUGUUCGCCUGCAUCUCUUUCUGCCACAUCUGGGCCGUGAUGCCCUGCAUCAAGAGCUACCUUAUUGAGAUCCAGUGCCUCAGUCGCGUCUACUCGCUGUGCAUCCACACCUUCUGCGACCCACUCUUCGAGGCACUUGGCAAAGUCUUCAGCGGCAUCAAGGUGGUCCUGAGGAAGGAGGUGUAGAGCACGUCUGGAGCAGUCUGGCCCGCCUCGGCCGCGUCCCUUGUCCGAGCAGCACGGUCGCCCUGCCCCCACUUCCCACCGCUGUUCACUUGACAAACAAACCCUUUUCUGCGCUCUUGCAGGGCACACUCCGUCACCGCAGGUCUCGCUCCGCCUCCACGUUCAAUGCUUCAGAGUCACGGUGUUGCCCAAAGCACCUGGCUUGGAACUCACUUCCCAGUAUCCUUCAUGCACUUCUUCAGCGUGUUAAACACACAGGUUUGGUGUGUUCUUUUAAAUGUGUCGAGUAUCCCCACUCUUUCCCCCAAACGCUUUUUAACUGUCAUGUCACACUGUGUGAAGUAUUACUUUGGAAGCAUGGGUGUUUUGCUCUUUUGUAUUCAUUGCCGCAAAGGAAAUUCAUGUGUGUAAACAAUUGUUGCUGUUUACAUUCAGUCACUCACCCAGUUUAUUUGCUGGUAUAUGUAUGUGUUGCAAGUCUGCAUAGUUGCUAGGAAUCACUGGAAAUAUGCUCAUUAUUGAGAGAGUAAACAUGGUGCAAAGCACUUUUAGUUUCUGUGACAACUAAAGUGACUGUUGGGAUACUCCAUUAAACACUAUUGGGUAUAUAUCCUAAAUUAUUUAAAUGGACAUGUCUGAUUUAAUAAACUAGAUGCAUAUGUUUCUGGAAAGUACAACACACACACAUUGUCUGAAACCCCUUGUCCCAAGCGGGGGUCGC
This is a messenger RNA of Scleropages formosus (Asian bonytongue), 2240 nucleotides long. RefSeq names its product caveolin-3-like. The transcript has 2 exons. Gene Ontology annotation, biological process: regulation of membrane potential; cell differentiation; regulation of cytosolic calcium ion concentration. NCBI's taxonomy places the organism in Eukaryota, Metazoa, Chordata, Actinopteri, Osteoglossiformes, Osteoglossidae. Gene Ontology annotation, molecular function: molecular adaptor activity; transmembrane transporter binding. Gene Ontology annotation, cellular component: sarcolemma; caveola; focal adhesion. The coding region runs from base 1067 to 1519 and encodes 150 amino acids. The record is from RefSeq and is a predicted model, not a curated record.